UACGACCCCGGCACAUAAAACAUAUUUUCAUUAAAUUAUGACUAAAUGAACAUAAGUAAUUUUAAUACUUAGCAACAAAAAUAAAGAAAUAUGAGAUGUUAAAUUCAUUUCCUGUCCGAUCGUUACACAUGAGAGUCUUUAGAUUUAUUUUUCAAGUCGGGUUAGUAAUCCUCUUUUUGCCGGGACAGGUUGCUCAACGUGAAAACCAUCUGCGAGUAUCAGAAAAAUGGGAAUUUUAGAACGAAUAGCUGAAAUUGAGUCCGAGAUGGCCAGGACUCAGAAAAACAAGGCGACGAGCGGUCAUCUUGGUCUCCUCAAAGCCAGACUAGCAAAACUUCGCAGAGAACUCAUCGAGCCUAAAGGUGGGGGUGGAGGAGGGGGAGAGGGUUUUGAUGUUGCCAAAACCGGAGACGCCCGUAUUGGAUUUGUAGGUUUCCCAUCUGUAGGAAAGUCUACUCUACUUAGUAAUCUAGCUGGAGUCUAUUCGGAAGUGGCUGCCUAUGAAUUCACCACCCUAACAACUGUUCCCGGUGUUAUACGAUACAAAGGGGCAAAAAUUCAGUUGCUUGAUCUUCCCGGUAUCAUUGAGGGAGCCAAGGACGGUAAAGGGCGUGGAAAACAGGUCAUUGCAGUUGCUCGGACAUGCUCCCUUAUCUUCAUUGUACUCGACGUCCUGAAACCUCUACAACACAAGAAGCUCAUCGAGCACGAGUUGGAAGGAUUUGGGAUCAGACUCAACCAAUCACCUCCCAACAUUGGAUUCCGUCGGAAAGAAAAAGGCGGAAUAAACCUUCAAACUUUG
Messenger RNA from Magallana angulata, 802 nucleotides. Its product is annotated as developmentally-regulated GTP-binding protein 1-like. Gene Ontology annotation, cellular component: cytoplasm. The annotation marks the transcript as partial. Gene Ontology annotation, molecular function: GTPase activity; GTP binding. Lineage: Eukaryota; Metazoa; Mollusca; Bivalvia; Ostreida; Ostreidae. The record is from RefSeq and is a predicted model, not a curated record. The transcript has 5 exons. Gene Ontology annotation, biological process: cytoplasmic translation.